AUGUCAGUGCACAGCCCGCAGAACCCGAGAAUUGUCAAGGCAGAAGUUAUUGCCGAGGACUUGAAUGAGCGAGUUUCGUACUUGAAGGAGUUUAUCGGGUUUGGACAAGAGGAUAUCGAUGCGCUCCACGCCGCGGCGCCGUUGGUCGAUCCCCUCGUUCCUACCAUCGUCGACGCAGUCUACGUCAAGCUCUUCUCCUUCACCAUCACCAAACAAUCCUUCCUUCCCCGUCAGACAGGCUACGAUGGACCCACACCCACCUCCGCGUCCGACUUGACUCUAAACCACGACCAGAUCAAGUUCCGAAAAGACUUCUUGAGUCGUUACUUGCGCAAGCUCGUCACCGACAAAUCCUACGGCCCAGAAUUCUGGAAGUACCUCGAUAAUGUGGGAUUGAUGCACACCGGCCAACCCGGGUUCAAACACCGCGAAAAGAAACCCGCGCUCAGGGUCGACUUGAUUCACUGUACCAUCCUCCUCGGUUACGUCGUCGACAUGCUCCUCUCCGUCGUCGUCCCCCACCCCGAUCUCGACAACGCCACGAAAACCGCCGUACUCCGCGCCGUCAACAAAGUCGUCUGGAUCCAGAACGACUUGUUUGGGAGGCACUAUGUCAAGGAAGAGGGAGGAAUGGAGAGGAAUAUGGUGGUUGCGAAACAGAGGACGUUGCAGGAUAAGGUUUCGGAUGUUGCUUUGAUGGAGGGGACGGCGUGGGUUGUUUUUGGGGCUAUUGUUGCGGUUAUGGGGUGGACUUUGCAUAGGCUGUACACUGGGCAGGUUGCGUGGUUGCCUUAA
Saitoella complicata NRRL Y-17804 is the source of this 795-nucleotide messenger RNA. RefSeq lists its product as uncharacterized. Lineage: Eukaryota; Fungi; Ascomycota; Saitoellomycetes; Saitoellales; Saitoellaceae. Gene Ontology annotation, molecular function: heme binding; oxygen binding. The transcript has 2 exons. The record is from RefSeq and is a predicted model, not a curated record. Bases 1 to 795 code for a protein of 264 amino acids.